CGACUAGCGGCGACCACAAAAACGUGUUCAAGAUGGCGGCGUCGUUGAGGAAACAGACCGAGACUGAUGUACAAGUAACGGCUGAGGACCAGGAGAUGAUCAACAAUUUUGCCAGACAAAAUGCCAGACUUGAAGAUGCAACAGAAGAGAUGAAACAACUAGAGAAGGAGUUGCGCAACUUGGAAGACGCUGCGGAUGAAAUUAUGAUGGCUGAAGAUGAUGUCCACAUACCGUACCAGCUGGGAGAUGUAUUUGUCAGCCUGGACUCCGAGGAGACUCAACAAAUGAUUGAGCGAGCAAAGGAGCAGAACAAAGCACGGAACAAAGUUCUUGAAGAUGAGACUCGCAUCAUUAAGGGCAUCAUGGCCGAGCUGAAGUCACAGCUGUACAACAAGUUUGGAAACAACAUCAACCUGGAAGCUGAUGACAGCUAGCCUACCUUGCCAUGUGUAUGCAUACACACAUCUAACUUAACAAGAAGCUUUUCUUUUUUUUAUCAGUUAGCCUUUUGGAGUGUUGCUCUUAAACUGCUUGAAAGAGAUGUGCUGCUUUGAAUAAAACACAAGUGUUUGCUGAUUACCAACAUUACACUGAAGACUGCAUUGUUGCAGUCCAUGAAAAUGGUAACAAAUACAAUAAACA
Molecule: messenger RNA, 642 nt
Organism: Dermacentor silvarum
Lineage: Eukaryota; Metazoa; Arthropoda; Arachnida; Ixodida; Ixodidae
Gene: Pfdn4
Product: prefoldin subunit 4
Exons: 4
Coding region: 33-434 (133 amino acids)
Biological process (GO): protein folding
Cellular component (GO): cytoplasm; prefoldin complex
Source: RefSeq, a predicted model, not a curated record